AUGCGGGUGCACACGGGGGAGAAGCCGCACAGCUGCGAGUACCCGGGGUGCACGAAGAUGUUCGGGGACUCGAGCUCGCUGGCGCGGCACCGGCGGACGCACACGGGGAAGCGGCCGUACAAGUGCGAGGACCCGCUGUGCGACAAGACGUUCACCCGCCGGACCACGCUCACGGCCCACAUGCGCACCCACGACCCCUCCUGGGAGCCGGACCCGAACGUGUGA
Molecule: messenger RNA, 225 nt
Organism: Heterobasidion irregulare TC 32-1
Lineage: Eukaryota; Fungi; Basidiomycota; Agaricomycetes; Russulales; Bondarzewiaceae
Exons: 1
Coding region: 1-225 (74 amino acids)
Biological process (GO): regulation of transcription by RNA polymerase II
Cellular component (GO): transcription regulator complex; PcG protein complex
Molecular function (GO): RNA polymerase II cis-regulatory region sequence-specific DNA binding; DNA-binding transcription factor activity, RNA polymerase II-specific
Source: RefSeq, a predicted model, not a curated record